Molecule: messenger RNA, 924 nt
Organism: Penicillium coprophilum
Lineage: Eukaryota; Fungi; Ascomycota; Eurotiomycetes; Eurotiales; Aspergillaceae
Product: Serine hydrolase FSH
Exons: 1
Coding region: 1-924 (307 amino acids)
Cellular component (GO): nucleus; cytoplasm
Source: RefSeq, a predicted model, not a curated record
AUGCCUCGUAUCCUUUGCCUUCAUGGCCACGGAACGAGUGCUUCGAUCUUCAAAUCCCAAACGGCCGCAUUCCGGUCUAAGCUCGAUGAAAGUUAUGUGUUCGACUUUAUCGACGCUCCAUUCCAUAGCCAAAGCGCACCCGGCAUAAAAACCAUCUACAAGACGCAAACAUACACCUGGUGGCCUCAGGGUACUCCCGAGUCAAUCCGUUUCGCCCACAAGUGGGUAGCUGACUAUGCGCGCGAAAAUGGACCUUACGAUGCUUUUUGCUGCUUCUCCCAAGGGUGUUCCCUUACUGCGACGAUGGCACUCUACCAUGCCAUGAACAUCAAUGAGCCUGAUUUGGAACCCCUCCCAUUUCGCGCAGCCAUCUUCAUAUGUGGCGGUGUUCCCUUCCCAGCCCUCGAAGAUAUGGGUCUAGAGGUUUCACCGUUGGCGCAUGAGGUCAAUAGGUACACUGGGGCCUUGCUGAAUGAUACAGCCGGGCAGUUGACAGUGCUAGCUCAGAACUUGUGUCUGAUCAAACGUGGGUUAGGGCUGUGGGAAUAUGCCGCAGAGCGCAAUCUGCAUAACCCUGAGUCAAGACCCGAACGGAACAACGUAUUUGGUCUUGAUUUUACCAAGUUUCCUGAAAACGCACGCAUCAAAAUCCCCACUGUGAAUAUUUAUGGAUCGAAAGAUCCAAGGUGGCCGGCUGGUAUUCAGUUGGCGGAAUUCUGCGAUGAUACCAUGGAGUUCGAUCAUGGUGGUGGGCAUGAUAUCCCCCGCUCUACGCAGGUCUCGAACAAGAUCGCAGAUAUGGUUAGGCAGGUUAUAGAGAGGGUCAAUUUGCCAAGCACCAAAGUCACAGAGGAUGAGAUGGUACUGGAGGAGCUAUCGGGGUUGAAGGUUGAAUAUGCCACCAUCAGCGUAGACGAGCUAUGA